GUAAUUACCGUUUUGUACUCUCCCUAAUCUCCCCUCUCGCUUCCUCGUUGCUCCCGGCAAUCCCACGACCUCCCUCCACCUCGCCCCGCCCCACGUCUCGCCGCGCCGUCGAUCUCCCCGUCUUGCUGGAGACGGCGCCCCACCGCCUCCUGCUCCACGGGAUGGCCUCCGGAAGCUCGGAUGGCCGCGAGCCGUACGACGAAGAGGCCGCCGGCUCCCGCCGCCCGCUCGAGCUCGGCGUCCGCGACUCCGCCUCCGCCUCCGCCUCCGACCUCCGGUCUGGUAAUAUUAUAACUAGACAUCAGCUCGGCUCUACUAAAACUGAUACAAGUAAGAGAUACUUGGAGGAAUGGCAUAAGAAGCAGUCCAGUACAGAUGAUGUACGCAAGAGCAAGUCCGGAUACUUCACGGCGUUCGGGGUGGAUCUAUCCCCUGAUAAUAUGGCAGUUGCCAUUGUAUAUUUUGUGCAAGGGGUUUUAGGCCUUGCCCGACUUGCUGUGAGCUUUUAUUUAAAAGAUGAUCUUCACCUUGAUCCAGCUGAGACUGCAGUUAUAUCUGGUUUCUCAUCCUUGCCCUGGUUGAUCAAGCCCAUCUAUGGUUUUAUCAGUGAUUCCAUUCCACUCUUUGGGUAUCGAAGAAGGUCGUACCUUAUUCUGUCAGGAUUUCUUGGAGCACUUUCAUGGAGUUUGAUGGCUACAGUAGUUAAUAGUAAAUAUGGUGCAGCAUUCUCUAUUCUUCUCGGAUCACUUUCUGUAGCCUUCUCAGAUGUUGUGGUAGAUUCUAUGGUAGUUGAGAGAGCUCGUGGCGAAUCACAGAGUACAUCUGGUUCUCUCCAGUCUCUAUGUUGGGGAUCCUCGGCAUUUGGUGGAAUUGUGAGCGCAUAUUUUAGUGGUUCACUUGUUGAUACUUACGGAGUAAGAUUUGUCUUUGGUGUUACAGCAUUUUUACCCCUGAUGACAUCUGCUGUUGCAGUUCUUGUAAAUGAGCAUCGUCUGACUCCUGGGGAACAUGCUAUCUCAGUCUCUGGUUCAGGAUUCGUUGAGACCUCUACGCAGCACAUCAGGCAGCUAUGGACUUCAGUAAAACAACCUAACAUUUUCUUGCCGACCUUGUUCAUAUUCUUCUGGCAAGCAACACCGCACUCAGAUUCCGCCAUGUUUUUCUUCACCACAAAUAAACUUGGAUUCACUCCAGAGUUUCUAGGACGCGUAAAGCUUGUUACUUCCAUCGCAUCCUUGCUUGGUGUCGGAAUUUAUAACUAUUUUCUGAAGGCAGUUCAUCUGAGGAAAAUAUUUCUUGUGACAACCAUCAUAGGUUCAGCCCUUGGAAUGACACAGGUUCUUCUUGUCACUGGGCUUAAUAGGCAGCUUGGGAUUAGUGAUGAGUGGUUCUCCAUUGGAGAUUCAUUAAUCAUCACAGUCCUUGGUCAGGCUGCAUUUAUGCCGGUCUUGGUAUUAGCUGCAAAAUUGUGCCCUCCGGGAAUGGAAGCGACUCUGUUUGCCACUUUGAUGUCCAUUUCUAAUGCUGGAAGUGUUACUGGUGGUCUGGUCGGUGCGGGUCUGACAAAGCUUUUUGGGGUCACUAGGGAAAGCUUCGGAAAUCUACCUCUAUUGAUUAUCAUAUGUAAUCUCAGUUCCUUGCUGCCCCUGCCUCUUCUAGGUCUGCUUCCAAAGGAAACAGCAGAUUCAGAUGAUGAAGAAACGAAACACAGCUGACUAACUGAGGUUUUCUCUUCAUGUGUUCCAAACUUCCAAUAUGGGCCUCCCUAGUUUCAUCCGAGGUCAGCAAAUGAGCAGGGAAAUAUGGAACUUACACUGCAUAUAGCUAUACAGUUUCCACUGCUCUCAUGUAAACAUCAAGAUCGGUCAUCAUGAUUCGGCUAUCAGAAAAUGGAACCUCAUGCUGUGGAAUUCAGGUACUAGCUAUUCUAACAUGUAUGACCACACGAAGUUGUAACGUUUUUGACACUCAGUAUGUAACUUAUUUAACCCCAUGAAAAAGAGAUUGGGGGUUUCAUUUUUUGCACUGAAGUAUAAAUAUUUUUCCUGUGAGAAGCUGUACUAUGGACAGUGUGAACUGUGAAGAAACAAAACGUGACUUGUGAUAUAGUAUCAGAUUCUUUUACCAUAA
This is a messenger RNA of Brachypodium distachyon (stiff brome), 2130 nucleotides long. Its product is annotated as folate-biopterin transporter 1, chloroplastic. Gene Ontology annotation, cellular component: membrane. The coding region runs from base 162 to 1715 and encodes 517 amino acids. The record is from RefSeq and is a predicted model, not a curated record. NCBI's taxonomy places the organism in Eukaryota, Viridiplantae, Streptophyta, Magnoliopsida, Poales, Poaceae. The transcript is spliced from 9 exons.